Cadophora gregata is the source of this 995-nucleotide messenger RNA. RefSeq lists its product as uncharacterized. The coding region runs from base 242 to 937 and encodes 231 amino acids. The transcript has 2 exons. NCBI's taxonomy places the organism in Eukaryota, Fungi, Ascomycota, Leotiomycetes, Helotiales, Ploettnerulaceae. The record is from RefSeq and is a predicted model, not a curated record.
CACAUGGCGACUCUGCUUUCUUCUUGUUGUUGUUAGUGUACUACUUGCAAGAGCGACAUCUUUCCAUAUUCCAUCUCAAACAUUAGAUAUCAGACCCACAUUCAGAAGAUCGUCUGAAAAUGAAAAUGUGAGCGAAGGACCCUGGAUUGAUGAAUGUUGUUGGCCAGAUGAUACAUGCCCCGAGCCAGACCCAACAACUCGCAUCGCUUUGGACAUUCUCGGCAGUCCCAGAAGUACAAUCAUGUGCUGGCCCAGCGUUGGUGGCAUGAUCAUCGUUGACUACAUUUCCAGCGUGGAGUUUCAGUACUUGGACCUGGACAAGCUUGAAAUAAACCAAAGAUCCUACAAUUCCACGGAGGAAGAUAACUUCUGCCGACAACUGCGAAGAACCGGCGGAAAGUGGUGGAAGAGCUAUGACGACUGGGGCUGGGCGACCCAAAUAUCUUUGCGUCGUAUGUCCCCAACUGAGAAAGAAGUACUUCACAUAGGAUGGCCGGAAACUGGAGGGGUGUGGCUGUUACGAUUCGAAAACAAGUAUCCACAAGUCGUCCGAAGAGGAACUCCAACAGAGCAAAUGUACACAGCGAUCAUUCACAACGCAACGACAAUGGAGGAACGUUGUAGAGCGAUAGAAAGAUGUGGGGGCGAAUUCUUCGAAGAUCCGCGAGACUCUCAGUACAUCAGACCGCUAUUAGAUGGUUUCGGAGAACAUGACGAGGAAGACAACGCCGAGUUUCGAAGAACGGAACGGGGAAGACCCUCAAUGGUUGUUGGAUUACAUAGCCACACUAUGAUGCCUGUUCGAAGUACCGUCAAUCUUCUGGCCAGUCUACAGAUGAGUUGCGAACAAAACCCACUCAGCUCUCAAUGUGCGGAAGAUCAAAAACCAAAGAAUGUCAGGAAGCCUUCAUGCCCUGCCAUAAAGUGCUGUAGUUGACUCGCCGCCCGACUACCAAACACCUUGACCUGCCUGAGAAUUCUGGGCAGAUGUGAGG